UCAACUGUUUUCUUCUCAAGACAUAAAAAAAAAAUCCUUGAAACAAAUCCAGAAUUAAAUUAAUUUGUAUAAACCAAAUAACUAAUUACGGUCCUACCGAUAAUCGAUCUGAUCCAAUUUUACUAACCACUCUUGUUUUCUCUCUCCUACACUCAAAUUCAUCAUCAUCGUCGCCUUCUUUAGUCAACAAAUCCCUAAAUUUGCCGAAAAAUUAGGGUUUCGAAAAAUGAUGGGACACGAUCAAGAUUCAAAAGGUGAAGAUUCUCACUCUCAAAUGGAUAACUUAGUUCUCAAUGAUCAUCAUCGUCAACCUUCGCACUCAUCUUUCAAUGGCGCCUUUCAAUCUCCUCUCUCUCCUCCUCCCGAGAUCUCCACCACCGCCAUUGACGUUUCUCCCGCCGAAAGUCCAACUCCGACUCGUUCGUCACUCAAUUCGUUCCUUGAACCUCCGUCGUACGCUGACGCCAUGUUUCGAUCCUUCGAUGCGGAUGCCGAUGUCGCCGGAGAAAUUAACGGUCAUGAUCGGAGCAGCUCGCUGUCGUUGGAUUCGGAGUAUAUAUACAUUUCGGUGUCGGAUCCUGAGAAGGUUCCAGAAGCUUCCAAUUCAUUGGUUCCAGGUAGUGGUUCUUACUAUACUUACUUGAUUACGACUAGAACGAACUUGCCGGAGUUUGGAGGUACUGAAUUCAGUGUCAAGAGGAGGUUCCGAGAGGUAGUUACGCUUUCAGAGCGAUUGGCGGAGGCGUUUCGAGGGUAUUUUAUCCCGUUGAGGCCGGAUAAGAGUAUAAUGGAGAGUCAAAUGAUGCAAACGAAUGAUUUUGUUGAGCAGAGGAGGGUUGCCAUUGAGAAGUAUUUGAAAAAAUUAUCGGCUCAUCCUGUUAUCCGAAAUAGCGACGAGUUUAAGGUGUUUUUGCAGGUGGAAGGGAAGCUUCCUCUUGUUAAGACCACGGAUGUAGCGUCGAGGAUGCUUGAUGGAGUGGUGAAGUUGCCAGGGCAGCUUAUGGGGGAGUCCACGGUGGCGACUGAGGAGGUGGUUCAGCCUGCUAGAAGUGGGCGGGAUUUGUUUAGGUUGUUUAAGGAGUUAAGGCAGGCAGUGUCGAAUGAUUGGGGUGGGGUGAAGCCCACAGUUGUUGAGGAGGAUAAGGAAUUCUUGGAGAAGAAAGAGAGACUUAAUGAUCUUGAAGUGCAACUUAGCAAUGUAUCUCAACAGGCCGAAACACUAGUGAAAGCACAGCAAGAUAUUGGUGAGACGAUGGGAGAGUUGGGUUUGGUUUUCGUUAAGAUGACAAAGUUUGAGUUCGAGGAAGCAAUUUACGAGUGCCAAAGAACACGGGCAGCUGACAUGAAGAAUAUGGCGACAGCUGCAGUUAAAGCGAGUAGGCUGUAUCGUGAACUGAAUUCACAGACUGUCAAACAUUUGGACAAGCUCCAUGACUAUCUAGGGAUGAUGUUAGCCGUUGACAAUGCCUUUACUGACCGCUCAAAUGCUUUGUUGACUGUCCAAACGCUCGUAUCUGAACUAUCUUCUUUAGAGUUACGAGUUGAAAAACUAGAAGUUGCUUCGUCCAAAAUAUUUGGGGGUGACAGUUCCAGAAUGCGGAAAAUUGAAGAACUGAAAGAAGCAAUAAAAGCAACUGAGGAUGCUAAAUGUUGUGCAGUUAAGGAAUAUGAAAGGAUCAAGGAAAAUAACAGGAGUGAACUUGCUAGACUAGACAAGGAAAGACGGGCAGACUUUUUGAGCAUGCUGAAGGGCUUUGUUGUAAAUCAGGCAGGAUUUGCGGAAAAGAUGGCUAAUGUUUGGGAAAAGGUUGCAGAUGAAACUAAAGGCUACGUGAAUGAUGUUAGUUGAUGUAUAUACUGUAAAAGUUUUGCUCUGUUGUUUUUGUAGUCUAAUUUAUGUACAAUUGAGAACAAAUUAGUUUGUUUUUAAAACUCCAUUUUAAAGUUAUGUACAUAGCUAAUUAUUGGAGAGGUCUCUGAUAUCCAUUUUUACUAAUCUUGAUGAAAGUCUGGAGAUCAAAUCUGUUGCUGAAGCUGUGUAUCGCCAUAUUUCAAAGUUCUGUUGUUUUUAUAGUCUAGUCAUUUACUUGUA
This is a messenger RNA of Spinacia oleracea (spinach), 2092 nucleotides long. RefSeq names its product sorting nexin 2B. Bases 227 to 1849 code for a protein of 540 amino acids. NCBI's taxonomy places the organism in Eukaryota, Viridiplantae, Streptophyta, Magnoliopsida, Caryophyllales, Amaranthaceae. The transcript is spliced from 5 exons. The record is from RefSeq and is a predicted model, not a curated record. Gene Ontology annotation, molecular function: phosphatidylinositol binding.